AUGCCAGAAACUAAGAAGAACGAAGUCUCGAUGGGAGAUUUCGAUAGCCGCAAGGUCGGCGAGUCGGAGCUUUUUUCCAAAGGCUUUGGUACCUGCGUGGGCGUCGUCGUGACGGGCGAGCCCCGGAGAGGCGGCCCGACGCGGUUCCUCCUGCACUUGAGCCUGGGCAGUGACUGGUCCGAAGCCCGCAAGAAGUGGGAUGAAUUCGUCGAGGCCGUAGAGGCGUCGGGCAUGAGGCGCAUGAGGGGCUAUCUCCUGACCAUCGACACGACCCUUGCCAAGGACCCCGAUCUCGCGAACGAUGACGACCUGAGGUCCGUAGCCGAGGGGCUCGAGAUCGACUAUCGCCGCGUCAAGGAAAACCUCCAGCGCCUCGUCGGUCGUGACAACGUCGUGCACGCCACGCAUGGCUUUGGCAAGACGACCGACAUGAAGGUAGAUGAGAACAAUGUGGUGACGUUCAAUGGCAAGCGGAUGUGA
Messenger RNA from Purpureocillium takamizusanense, 480 nucleotides. RefSeq lists its product as uncharacterized. The record is from RefSeq and is a predicted model, not a curated record. The transcript has a single exon. Bases 1 to 480 code for a protein of 159 amino acids. Lineage: Eukaryota; Fungi; Ascomycota; Sordariomycetes; Hypocreales; Ophiocordycipitaceae.